Molecule: messenger RNA, 785 nt
Organism: Punica granatum (pomegranate)
Lineage: Eukaryota; Viridiplantae; Streptophyta; Magnoliopsida; Myrtales; Lythraceae
Source: RefSeq, a predicted model, not a curated record
AGUGGUCGAGCCCUAGCCUUUGAGAGGACAUAGACAUACCCAAAAGCCCUUCUGUCUCCCUCCUCACUCCUCUGCAUCCAGUCUCUAGUGGGCUGAACUUCAAGCCAAGUCGAGGUAUGUCUUCUCGAUCCUCUGUUCAUGUCAUGUCUAUCAAAGGUCCCACGUUUUGUUUUCCCCUCUUCCGCCGUAGCUUGUGAUCUUUCUAGUUUGUUGAUCAACUUCGUGGAAAUUAUUACUUUACACGAUGGACAAGAGCAUGUUAGGAGAUCUUGACAACCUUCCAGAGGCUGAUAAGAUUCGAAUGUCUGCAAUGAUGGACCAACUCCAGAUCCGGGACAGUUUGAGAAUGUACAACUCACUGGUGGAGAGAUGCUUUAACGAUUGUGUUGAUUCCUUCAAGCACAAGAAACUACAAAAGCAAGAGGAAACUUGUGUCCAACGGUGUGCUGAGAAGUUCCUGAAGCACUCAAUGCGAGUCGGAAUGAGGUUCGCUGAGCUGAACCAGGGAGCAGCAACACAGGAUUAGAGCUUAACCAACUACAUCAAGCUCUAAAUUGAUGUUGAUUGAGCUUCUUGAAUGCAAAUGCAGAAAUUGAUUAUAAGUUUCUGCUUUAUGUUUUCCCCCUCGUAUUAGGAGGAUGUUUUGUCCUGCGGGAAUCCUGUGCUAAUAAUUUGAGGCAAGUAGAAUCUAAAUUUUACUGGGUUUUGGACCUUCUCAGUUGGCUUGAUUGCUGCAAUACUAUGGAAAAGGAGAAUACAAUUGAAAUGGACUAAUUCUUUUGGUA